Molecule: messenger RNA, 315 nt
Organism: Musa acuminata AAA Group (dessert banana)
Lineage: Eukaryota; Viridiplantae; Streptophyta; Magnoliopsida; Zingiberales; Musaceae
Product: auxin-responsive protein SAUR32-like
Exons: 1
Coding region: 1-315 (104 amino acids)
Biological process (GO): response to auxin
Source: RefSeq, a predicted model, not a curated record
AUGGCGGGGCACGGGAGGCGGAGGGGGGAGGAGGAGGAGGGGAUCCGGAAGGGGUGGAUGGGGAUUAGGGUGGGCGGGGAGGGGGAGCAGCCGCAGCGGUUCGUGGUGCCGGUGGAGUACCUGAGCCACCCGCUCUUCGUGCGGCUACUCAAGGAGGCCGAGGAGGAGUACGGCUUCGACCACCAGGGGGCGAUCACCAUCCCCUGCCACGUCAAGUACUUCCGCCGCAUCCAGAGCAUCAUCGACCGCGACUGCAACCAGGUUGCCGCCACCGUCAAUUACCACCACCACUUUCACCUUUGCUUCAGGGCUUGA